GCACAGGUUUGCCAAGGUAAGUUGGGUCCGUACUAGGAGUGUUUUAUCAGUAUAGCUAUACCAUUAAAGCGCUGCUAGUGUAAGCAUUUGGCCUCACUGUUAGGUGAUCAGGAAGCAUCAAUGCUGAACAAAAGGAAAAGUCUUCUUCCACCUCCAGCUUGCUAAGAAACUACCCCUUCCUCCAGAUGAGGAUCUGGCCAGAGUGAUCCAUGUAUCCAUUACCUCCAAAUUGGGUAAUUGCAACUCACUGUUUCUGGGGCUGAAGGUGGAUAAAAUGCAAAAGCUCCAGUUUAUACAGAAUGUGGUUGCUUGGUUGCCCCAUGGGACAGGCCUCUGAAAACACACCACCCUCCUUGCUGUUCACUGAUUCAGAGGUCUCUUUCAGCAUCAUUAAUUACCAAGUGUCUCCUUCCCACUAAGUAUGUAUAUUGUAUAGUAAAUUAUUUCCAUGCUUAAUCUAAUUUGUUGAGCCCAUGAGCCACAUUUGUUCUAAUUACAAACCUGUUGAAAUCAAUGGAGUUACGCCAGACAUUAAUUUUUUCAUGCUUCUAAUCUUUCAAGGUCCCUUUUAAUUUUUUCUCAGUCUUCAUUCACUGUUGCUUGUAUAAAUAGAGAGUAGAUGAUGAAAGUAAUGGUGUCCCUUUAAGGAGCUGUAGCCUAAAGUUGCUCUGAAUGGUCCCACCUGAAGAUGAGACAAGGCAGAAUGGAUAAAAGACUGGCAGAAGCACCUAUCGCUGUCUGAGGAGUGGAUGUAGAACAGCCCAGCCAAAAACAAGCAUAUGGGGAGUGGUGAAAGUAAAAAAAUGGAUUAUUCAAGUUGUGAAUGGAGGAAUGUCACUAAGGUUUCUUUGGGAGAGUUUCUGAGAUGUUGUGACCAGCCAAUAAGUGAGGAGCAGGCCUGGGCCCUUUGCUUUCAAUGUUGCCAUAAAAUGAAGCAGUUGGCUCAGGGCCCCCACCCUGUGGUGAUUAAAGGUCUAGGAAGCAUCCUUAUCCAUUCUGAUGGUGCUGUUUCCUUCACGGUGCGCCCUAAGUCUGGUAAGAACAAAGGCACCACCUGUUUGCUUUCUGCUGCUAAACUUUCUCUGAAAGUAGCAGUUGUACUGCCUGGGGAUUCCAAGCUGCAAAGCAAGUGUAGCUUGGGCUUUAACAAUCUGCAGCCUGCUUGUAUCAUCUGUCAGGAUGUUAACAAGACUCAACAACUGGAGGAGCAGCUGACAGAGCGUCUGGGAAUGGUGAUCUAUAAAGCCCUGGACUGGGGGAUUGACAACCAUCUGGAGCGAGAGCUGAGUGAACCACUGGAGAAGCUGAUCUCCCUCCUCCUGAAAUUGAACACUGAGGCAACAAAACCAGCAAUCACUUUCCAGGAUGUCCUCAAGAUCUGUGAGGAGCAUUUGCCCAGGCCCUCUGAGGCUGCCAGCUAUUACAGAACAGUCUGCAGGGUUCUCUUUGCUGAGUACGUAGAUCUUCAGAAACUAAUGCUCACCCUACAGAGCUCCAAAGAGAGUCUAAGAAGAAUGGAUGUGGAGGACUUGCUGGAAAAUGACACUCAGAGGGAGAAGGAUAAUUACUGGCAGGCUAGCUUGUGGCACGAUGUCAUCAGGGAACUGCAGAAUGGUGUGAGGCUGCGCAAGGCCAUGGAGCGACCUCAACGUAGCGUUCCUCCCAAGGAAUAUGCCCGGUCUCCCUAUGAGCUCUUGGCAGAGGACAUCCGACGCAAGAGGUACACCCUCCGCAAGGUGAAGAUCAACAGUGAGCAAAACUGCAAGAGGUCUGAAGGCAACACAGUCGCUUCACAGCCCCUUUUAAAGCCAGCCUCAGAGAGGAAGCUAAAAGAGAACUCCCCCAAAGCACCCAGUCUGCACGACCUGCUCAUGAUGGAAAUAAAACAGCCACAGAAGCUUCGGCCAUCUUCCACAGAGAAAAACGGGAGCAGGCAUAAAGAUACCUUUGUGAUGCCAAUGUUUUCCUUGAAUUCCCCGUGUGGCAAUGUCUUAUCUGUCCAAAAUGCCAGUACAGGACUUACAAUUCACAAAGUUAAAAAACAGCUGCUGAUCCCUGACUUGCUGGUCCCAGAAUUUCAGGAAGCAGACGGGGCAUUGAAAUACAACUUGGGAGUCAUCUCACACAGAUCUGUACUGACAUCCAGCAGCACAGAUUGCUCUGCAGACUGCACAUUUACCCCCAAGAGCGUGCCCGUGCAAGGAGACUGUAAAACAAACAGCUUUCCGAAUCGAAAUCAGCGACAGCCUUUCUGCCGAGGGAGGUUCGAGUCUUUAAGGAGUGCCCUUCAAAUCAAGGAAGAUGACUACCCCUCUCCUACAAGGCGGCCAUCACCAACCAUUGCUGAACUGAUUGGAACCAGAUAUGCCGUGAUGUCUGAAAUGGAGGGAUCCCGCCAAAGAGAUGGUUGUGCGAUAUCUUCAAGAGCCAGGGUCUGUUUCCAUUGCCAUAAGCAGAUGGUCUUUCUGUGGCCUUACAGGUGUCAUCUCUGUAGCAGUGUCAUCUGCUGUGAUUGUUGUGUCAAGAUGUCCAUGCCCUUCAGACCAUGUGUGCAUCUUCCGCUUAGCUUAAUAAAAGCACUGAGACUCUCCAAGGAGGAGGACUCAGCUACCCAAGAUCAGAAAUCCUCACAGUUGUUGUUUGAAGUAGAACAUUGGGAUUGUUCUAGAGUACCACUAGUGUUUGAACCCCAUUGCCUAGCACGGCCUCUUGCCUCUCAGAGGAAGACCAUGAUGGACUGGCCUUCUAUGGACAUCUGUACCACAUGUGAGCAAUACCUGUUACAUGUCCUCUCCAGCCAGCAGCAAUGCAUCCCUCCCAGGAAAAGAUCCAGGUCAUGGACUGAACUGGAAUGACUCCUUUCUCUAAACGUGUGUCCUGUCCUAUUGAUUCCUUUACAUUUUUGUGUUUUUUGCACCUGAAGUAAGAGUGCAAAAAUAACAGCUGUAUCUAUAUAUUAACAUAAAGGCCUGAAUAAAAGACCCCCUGCUGGAUACUCUUGGCUAGCCAGAAGACACAGCUGUUGUUUACUUCUAGU
Molecule: messenger RNA, 3037 nt
Organism: Malaclemys terrapin pileata
Lineage: Eukaryota; Metazoa; Chordata; Testudines; Emydidae
Product: protein spire homolog 1-like
Exons: 18
Coding region: 780-2855 (691 amino acids)
Biological process (GO): cleavage furrow formation; establishment of meiotic spindle localization; actin nucleation
Cellular component (GO): cytoplasmic vesicle membrane; cell cortex
Molecular function (GO): actin binding
Source: RefSeq, a predicted model, not a curated record